AUGGAAGAAGGGGGUGAGUUGGCAGAAGAACCAGGUUCAUCCAUAAAUGAGUUGUUUGAGAUGGGUAGGAAGAGCUCGAGGAUGAUGAAUAUGCAGUUGCAAUCCCGAGAGAUGGAAAGAUCUGGUUGUCAGCAGUUUAAUUUGAAGGAUUUGGCUGAAUCGCUAAAAUCGUUAGGAAACAAGGCAAUGCAAUCUAAGAAAUACAAUGAUGCAAUUGAGUUGUAUAAUUGUGCCAUUGCACUCAAUGAAAAGAGUGCUGUUUACUUCUGCAACAGGGCAGCUGCUUACACUCAGAUUAACAAAUAUGCAGAAGCAAUCCAAGAUUGUCAUAAAUCUAUCUGGAUUGAUCCAAACUACAGCAAGGCAUUUAGUCGUCUGGGUUUAAUUUAUUAUGCACAAGGAAAUUACAGAGAUGCUAUUGAUAAAGGGUUUAGAAAAGCCUUGCAGUUGGAUCCAAAUAAUGAGUCUGUCAAAGAAAAUAUAAGGGUUUGUUCUGUUAUAACCUUUCCCUCUGCUUCUCUUGUCGUUUUCUAUGUGACUGUAGCUGAGCAAAAAUUGUUGGAAGAGCAACACCGUGCAUAUCACAACCAGAAUUCAAGAUCAUCUCAAGAAAUUCCGAACCAAUCUGCACAAGGGUCAAGAAGACAGGGGGUGUCACCUCCAUUUUCUUCUAUGCCUAUUAACCCCAGCAAUAUUGCAAGCAUGUUAAUGAACAUGGCCUCAAAUGCUACAAAUGGACAUCAGGGGUCACAUCCUCAGGAAUGGGAAACAGAAGAGACAGAACCCACUACUCAAACUGAAAUUAGAAUUGGGGGAGAGGAUCUAACAGGGGCCUUUCAAACUAUGAUGGAAAUGUUAUCUGGGGCUGUACCUCCAGGACAACCACAAGAUCAAACCACUGGAAGAACAGCACCAAACUAA
Molecule: messenger RNA, 921 nt
Organism: Sphenostylis stenocarpa
Lineage: Eukaryota; Viridiplantae; Streptophyta; Magnoliopsida; Fabales; Fabaceae
Source: the annotation of a GenBank genome assembly